This is a messenger RNA of Besnoitia besnoiti, 1251 nucleotides long. Its product is annotated as putative acetyl-CoA acyltransferase B. Gene Ontology annotation, molecular function: acetyl-CoA C-acyltransferase activity. The record is from RefSeq and is a predicted model, not a curated record. The transcript has 10 exons. Gene Ontology annotation, cellular component: peroxisome. Gene Ontology annotation, biological process: phenylacetate catabolic process; fatty acid beta-oxidation. The coding region runs from base 1 to 1251 and encodes 416 amino acids. Lineage: Eukaryota; Apicomplexa; Conoidasida; Eucoccidiorida; Sarcocystidae.
AUGCUGGAGAUGAGGCGCACCUACUGCUAUAGCGGAGAGGGGGAAGGCUCCGGCAGCGCUGUUCCUGGAAACCCGGAUGAUGUUGUAAUUUGCACGGCUCUCCGCACAGCGAUCACCAAGGCCAAAAAGGGCGGUUUCAAGGACACGUAUCCGGAAGACCUUUUAGCUGAAUUGUUUGCUGCUCUACUGAGGACGACCAAAAUUGACCCUGCCGUGAUACAGGAUGUUUGCAUAGGAAACGUCUUGCAGCCAGGUGCGGGAGCUCUAGGGACGAGGAUUGCCAUGCUUCUGGGAGGGCUGCCAGCGUCUGUCCCAGUUAGUGUCGUCAACAGGCAAUGCAGCAGUGGAUUGCAAGCUGUUGCCAACAUUGUCGCUGCCAUACGAAGUGGCUUUAUUGACAUCGGUAUAGGAGGAGGUGUCGAGUCCAUGUCUCACUUCGACAUGAUGACAACGCUCAACCCAGAAAAGCUGUCCGAAAGGAUUUUCACCGACGAACAAGCGAGAAAUUGCCUUAUUCCAAUGGGGCUCACCUCAGAAAAUGUGGCUCAGAAGUACGGCAUCACGCGUGAGAUCCAAGAUCAAAUGGCGAAGGACACUCAUGACAGAUCUGUGAGGGCGCAAGAACAGGGACUUUUCAAAGAUGAAAUUGUUCCGUUGCGAGUGAAGGUGAAGGAUGCAGAUGGGGUAGAAAAGGAGAUUGUGGUAGAUAGGGACGACGGCCCCCGCAAAGGGACGACGGUUGAGAGCCUGUCCAAGCUGAAACCUGCCUUCCAGGCAAAAGGGACCACCACUGCAGGCAACAGCAGCCAGGUCUCCGAUGGAGCUGCGCUGGUUCUCCUAGCCAGAAGAUCAACAGCAGAGAAACUUCGGCUUCCGAUUUUGGCCAAGUUUGUGGCGUUCGCAGCGGUGGGCGUACCUCCCGAGAUUAUGGGAAUUGGCCCUGCGGUUGCGAUUCCAGCCGUUUUAAAGAAGGCAAAUCUUUCGAUGGACGACAUCGAUAUUUUUGAGCUCAAUGAAGCGUUUGCUUCACAAGCCGCAUAUUGCGUGGGCAAGCUCAAUAUUCCUACGGACAAAUUAAACCCUAAAGGUGGCGCCAUCGCCCUUGGCCAUCCACUGGGAUGCACAGGCGCUCGGCAGAUCGCGACAAUCUUACCGGAGUUGAGGAGAAGAAAGCUGCGAUAUGGCGUUGUUUCAAUGUGCGUUGGAACUGGCAUGGGCGCGGCAGCAGUCAUCGAGAACCUUAUUCUAUAG